AUGGCAUAAAUAUCGACGUUCGAAGAUCGACCAGGAUAGUGACCGUUAAUCGGCUGUGACGGCAGUCGAGUAUCAAUGCACAGCGCUUCCCUCUACCGUUCUGCACCGAUGCGUUCUCCGGUGCUGAAGGCUCUUUCCCAGGUCUUGCAUGCUUCGCCAAAAUAUAGCUCAACAUUUCUUUGUGGUGCACAAAACUACGGCCAGAUUGUGACUGAAUCGAAGGGUCGACAGCUAUGCGCGAGGAGAUUCGUUUGCCGGGCUCGCGCUGUCGGUGCUGGAGAGAACAGCCACGGCCGGUCUGACCUUGAGAUUCACGAUCCUUCGUUUGAAUCUCGACUCGAAACUCAGGACCCGCCGGGUCCGACGGGCCCGAGUCUGGUAACAGAGCCACCAUUGGCCAGCGGUAUUCUGAUCACAAAUGGCUCCGUCACAGGAGAUUCGUUAGCUCGUACUGAGAUGAGCUUUGAGUCGAGUCAAACCUGGCCAGCUAGCAGCACGAAAGUUAAGAAGCCGCAGCAGGCGAAGAAAGUCAAGCCGCCAUUGGUGCGCGACGAUGAGCCGAUUGACGUGCUGUAUGAAGACGAUUGGCUGCUGGUGGUCAAUAAGCCGGCGGGAGUGAAGCACCAGCCGCUGCACCGAUUCGUUGGGGGAGCACUGAUUAACCGAGUGGCGCACUACCUGCAAGCUGACCCCUUCACAGUGCACCGCCUCGACAUGUUCACCAGCGGAGUCAUCUGCUUUGCCAAGUCCCGCUCCGUCUCCCAGACUCUCCAUCAGGCCUUUCGCACCAAGGACCAGAUCAGCAAGCAGUAUCUGGUGCUCGUGGUGGGACUCCCCCCAUCUGACUCUUUCUCCAUCGAUGCUCCCAUCGCGCGAGACCCGGAUCACGACUUCGCCCGAAUGGUUGUGACCCACGGGCAUGGCGAGGGGAGUGGGGAGGGAAUGGGAGAGGAGCAAGGAGAGAGAGUCGAUGCUCCCGCUGUACGAGACCCCAAUCACGGCGUUACACGCAUGCAUGUGACCGAGGGGCAUGGAACGGGGAGGGGAGAGAGGAUGGGAGAGGAGCAGGGAGAGAGAGCCGAUGCUCCCGUUGCACGAAUGGUUGCGACCGAGGAGCAAGGCGAGGGGAGGGGAGAGAGGAUGGGAGAGGAGCAAGGAGAAACAAGAGGAGAGGGAAUGGGGGAGGGGGGGAGAGAUGGAAGGGGAGAGGGAGUGGAAGAGGGGGGAACAAAAGGAAGGGGAGAGGGGGGUGCAGAUGGAAGGGGUGAGCGAGUGGACGAGGAAGGGGCGGAUGGAGCGGGCGAGAUUGGGAGCCAGAAGAAGAAGAGCAAGACACAGGCUGCAAGGACAGAGUUUCGAGUGCUGGCAAGAAGUGAAGGCUCCGGGAUAUCCCUGUUACAAGCCGUUCCAAUAACAGGCAGAACGCACCAGAUAAGAGUGCAUCUGCAGCAUGCCAAGCUGCCUGUUCUGGCCGACCACAUCUAUGGCGCCCUGCCCCUUGUAUGGGGCGAGCACUGCAGGGAGCACUAUAGCCAACAACAUGAGGAGUGUUCUAGGCCACCUGAGGGACACUACAGUCUCAGAGAGGAGCAGUAUAGCGAGGAUGGAGCGCGAGGGAGCCAGCAUGGUUACUUGAAAGGAAGUGAUAGUGAAUGGGAUGUGGGAAAGGUUUUGGAGACCUAUGCGGUGUGGAGGGUUGGUUUGGGUUGGUCGGGGGAGAUUGAGAUGGUUGGAGUGUUACACAGGCAGGCAUUACAUGCCCACACAUUAUCUUUUGAACAUCCUGUUACAGGGUUAUCUGUUACGUUUAGGGCCCCAUUACCUGAUGAUUUUGUUGCAGCCAUGGAUUUGUGUGGACUACAGUGGAGUGACGAGCCAUAGAUAGGUUCUUAUCCUGCCAGGAAAUUGCGGCUUCUGUUCGUGUGAUGUCAUACUCCAACAUCCUUCGAACACCUCUUCUCAUCUCAUCACGAAGCAACUUCUAUUUUAGUAAUGCCACAUUUUU
This is a messenger RNA of Closterium sp. NIES-67, 2005 nucleotides long. The record is from the annotation of a GenBank genome assembly. NCBI's taxonomy places the organism in Eukaryota, Viridiplantae, Streptophyta, Zygnematophyceae, Desmidiales, Closteriaceae.